Messenger RNA from Aspergillus oryzae RIB40, 1608 nucleotides. RefSeq lists its product as uncharacterized. The record is from RefSeq and is a predicted model, not a curated record. Lineage: Eukaryota; Fungi; Ascomycota; Eurotiomycetes; Eurotiales; Aspergillaceae. The coding region runs from base 1 to 1608 and encodes 535 amino acids. Gene Ontology annotation, molecular function: protein binding. The transcript has 5 exons.
AUGGGGUCUCUAUGCAGGCUUGUGGCUGUGAGCGCGUCGCUUUUCGCGGUCGCUACAGCCCAGAUCAGGGUUCGUCUGAGCCCGUCCACCGUGAACGAGCUCGCUGAGCCCGACUUUCACACUUGGAACAUUGAGAACGAAAGCCAGAAUGCGUCCACUACGAUUGACUCUCUCGAUUUGAUCUUGUCCAGCUCGGCCGAUUCGGACUUAGAAGGAAACAGCUACAAGUAUCAGUAUACCCGGCCUGUCUCCCAUCUCGGGGAACGAGUCGUCAACCAAGGAAUCACCACCUCCAGCGACAACCCCGGGCCAAUUACGUUGACCAUCCAAGGCUUGGAGGCAGGGGAGCACACUCUCUUGACAUGGCAUAAUGCCUGGGACUCCUUAAAUUCCACCGCAACAAUUUCGGUCUCAGUGGACGGUGAAGAUAAGGCCUCAGACAUCGAACAGUCAAUUCGAGUCGACAACAUCUGGGAGGCCGCGACGUCCUAUGUGACAUUUACCGUGGACUCCGCCGAUCAAGCUGUAGAAAUUGUCUACACGCCCACCAGCGCCGAUGGACUUGUCUAUCUCAAUGGCUUCGAAAUUGACACGCCUGCCUUGAAAGAUCAGAUCUCGUUCCCUUCUCCGCCACAUCGUGAGGAGCACCUUGAGCUUGGCGAUGGGAAGAGUAUCACAGCAACAUGGAGAGCACCAUCGUCUGGCGAUUCAGUCACUUACAACGUCUACAUGGGAAAUGCAUCCGAUACCCUUGAGGUUGUAAAUGAAGGGCUGAGUGAAACCCAGGUCACCCUAUCAGGGCUGAACACAAUGGACACUUUCUACUGGCGUGUGGAUGUGAUUUCUGGGGACACCACGUACACAGGUCGGAUUUUCAUGUUUCGGCUUGCACAGCUAGCAAUCCCGGGAGCGGAGGGAUAUGGUCGCUUUGCCCGUGGUGGUCGCGGUGGUAAAGUCAUCAAAGUCACCAGCCUGGAGGAUAGCGAAGAGCCAGGAACGCUGCGCUACGCGCUGGCAGUCGCGACUGGUCCCCGGAUUGUCGUGUUCGAUGUGGGUGGAGUCAUCACGAUUGAUUCGCGCCUCACGGUGAGUGACCGCUAUGUGACCGUGGCCGGUCAAACGGCACCUGGCAAGGGCAUCGCCAUCCAAGGCCACCCGUUGGGUCUCUCUGGUGCAUCCGAUGUGAUCUUCCGGCAUGUGCGGGUCCGACCAGGAAGUAGCUCGAACGAAACGGUCGAUGGCAUGGGCAUGGCCGGAUCGAAUUACUGCAUUCUUGAUCGCUGUUCAAUGGGGUGGGCAAUCGACGAGUGCUUCUCGUCACGCACAGCCCAUAACAUCACCUUCCAGCGCAACAUGAUCUCGGAGCCCCUCAACGUCGCUGGACACAAGAACUACCCUGCUGGCACGGCUCAUGGGUAUGCAGCAACCAUCGGAGGUGACGUCGGUUCCUUCCACCAUAACCUGAUCAGCCAUGCCGAAGGUCGCAGCUGGAGCAUGGGUGGUGGUGUCGACGACAACUCGACCUUCGCUGGCCGCCUCGAUAUUCGGAAUAAUGUGGUGUACAACUUCGGUAUGGCUGUCAAUUCUAUCUCGUCUACAUUCAAUUAA